Molecule: messenger RNA, 318 nt
Organism: Podarcis muralis (Common wall lizard)
Lineage: Eukaryota; Metazoa; Chordata; Lepidosauria; Squamata; Lacertidae
Source: RefSeq, a predicted model, not a curated record
AUGGCGGUCGGAGAUUUGAAGCUGGUUUCCGACGUGGAUAUCGACGAGGCCGACGGCGUCUUCAAGUACGUCCUCAUCCGCGUCACCACGCCCGGCUCCGGGCCGGGGAAGGACGUCGUGCGCGGCUACGCCUGGGCCGAAUAUCACGGUGAGGGGACGCCGGCGGCGACUUCUGAUUGGGCGAGGCGUAGUCACGUGGAAAGCGGAGGCGGGUUUCGAUUGGGCGAGGCGGGGAGAAAGCGCGGUUGCGGGUUCCCAUUGGGCGAGGCGCAGGCGAAGGUGGGGAUGGAACUUCGGUCGCGACGUUUGAUUGGGUGA